UGUUGCCAGAGUAACUGGGCGUCCUCGGGAAGGCGGCGUCCGCCCGCGGCCGAGGUCCCUGCUGGCCUGCGCUGCGUGCCCGAGACGAUGAAUCAUGAUGAAAGAUUCGUUUUCAUUGCAGAGUGGUAUGAUCCAAAUGCUUCACUUUUUCGACGUUAUGAACUUUUAUUUUACCCAGGGGACGGGUCUGUUGAAAUGCAUGAUGUGAAGAAUCACCGCACCUUUUUAAAGCGGACCAAAUACGACGAUCUUCACUUGGAGGAUUUAUUUAUAGGCAACAAAGUGAAUGUCUUUUCUCGACAGCUGGUGCUGAUCGACUAUGGGGAUCAAUAUACAGCUCGCCAACUGGGCAGCAGGAAAGAAAAAACGUUGGCUCUGAUUAAACCCGAGGCAGUAUCGAAAGCUGGAGAAAUAAUUGAAAUGAUAAACAAAGCUGGGUUUACUAUAACCAAACUCAAAAUGAUGAUGCUUUCAAGGAAAGAAGCAAUGGAUUUUCAUGUAGACCAUCAAUCAAGGCCCUUUUUAAAUGAGCUGAUCCAGUUUAUUACAAGUGGUCCUGUCAUCGCCAUGGAGAUUUUAAGAGAUGACGCUAUAUGUGAGUGGAAAAGACUGCUUGGACCCGCGAACUCCGGGAUGGCUCGUACGGAUGCUCCCGAAAGCCUGAGAGCUCUCUUUGGAACCGAUGGCAUAAGAAAUGCAGCUCAUGGCCCUGAUUCUUUUGCUUCAGCUGCCAGGGAAAUGGAGUUAUUUUUUCCUUCAAGUGGAGUUUGUGGACCAGCAAACACUGCUAAAUUUACGAAUUGUACCUGUUGCAUUAUUAAGCCCCAUGCCAUCAGUGAAGGACUGCUGGGAAAGAUCCUCAUGGCUAUCCGGGAUGCAGGUUUUGAAAUCUCAGCUAUGCAGAUGUUCAGCAUGGAUCGAGUUAACGUUGAAGAGUUUUAUGAAGUUUAUAAAGGAGUGGUGUCUGAGUAUAAUGAGAUGGUGACAGAAGUGUGUUCCGGCCCUUGUGUAGCAAUGGAGAUUCAACAGAAUAAUCCUACAAAGACAUUUCGAGAAUUCUGUGGACCUGCUGAUCCUGAAAUUGCCCGGCAUUUACGCCCUGGAACCCUCCGAGCCAUCUUCGGUAAAACUAAGAUCCAGAAUGCCGUUCACUGUACCGAUCUACCGGAGGACGGCCUCUUAGAGGUCCAGUACUUCUUCAAGAUCCUGGACAACUCGGAGUAGAGAAAAGCAAAGAAGUCACAGCCGGAGCCAUAGGACAAGAGUGAGUCACGCACGUGCGGAAUGUGUUCAUUCUUUUAUUG
Enhydra lutris kenyoni (northern sea otter) is the source of this 1304-nucleotide messenger RNA. It is a transcript of the gene NME7, whose product is annotated as NME/NM23 family member 7. The coding region runs from base 88 to 1224 and encodes 378 amino acids. The transcript has 12 exons. Gene Ontology annotation, molecular function: nucleoside diphosphate kinase activity; ATP binding. Gene Ontology annotation, cellular component: centrosome. NCBI's taxonomy places the organism in Eukaryota, Metazoa, Chordata, Mammalia, Carnivora, Mustelidae. The record is from RefSeq and is a predicted model, not a curated record. Gene Ontology annotation, biological process: UTP biosynthetic process; GTP biosynthetic process; CTP biosynthetic process.